CAGGAAGACUGUAUGAAGGAUUUUAGCUCACCGGAUCACUUUCAAAACAGGAGACUAACACCUGCACACUCUAUCGUCUCCAUCUGCUCAAUGCAUUAAUUCCGUGUUAACUUCUGGCACGGCAGAAUAAUAAUAAAAUAAGCAGCAGCGGAAAAAAACUGAUAAAAAUGGACUUGGUGACUGGAACCCCCAUAGUGGUGAAUGAAACUUCAACACGCUGCCUGUCCGCCCAAGAAGAUGCAGGGACUUUGUUCCUGCAAAUGAUCAUGAUAAUUGAGAUCACUGUAGGCCUGCCAGGAAACAUAAUAGCCUUGUGGAUUUUCUUUUUUCGCAUGAAGUUCUGGAAACCCCACAUAAUCUUUCUCUUAAAUCUGGUUCUGGCUGACUUCCUGCUCCUCAUCAGUGUGCCCUUCCGCAUCCACACCCACAUGCGAGGGGAGUACUGGGUGUUUGGAGAGGUCUGGUGCAGCAUCAACCUCUUCAUGCUGGCUGUCAAUCGUUCUGCCAGUAUUGCAUUCAUGACAGUUGUGGCUCUGGAUCGCUAUUUUAAAGUGAUCCAUCCGCAUCACUGGAUCAGCCAAAUGACUCUGACUCACGCCGCCUGGCUCGCAGGCCUGACAUGGGUUGCUGUGAUUGCCCUUCGGAUUCCGUUGCUGACCACCAACCUCCUCCAGCAGGAUGGCAACAUCUCCCUGUGUCGUAGCUUCAACUUCUACAAAGUGAUUCCCGUGGGGGUAAAGAUACAUUACGUGGCCUUUGUUGCAGAGUUCUUCCUGCCCUGGUUCUUGUUACUAUUUUCCUCAGCCAAGAUCGCCUGCUACCUGAACCAACAAAAGCUAAAGGACAUGCAAAAGAGGGUCCGGAGGGCCAUUCGAGCAGUAGCAGUGAUCAGUAUAGUGUUCACCUUCUGCUUCAUGCCAAGUGUCAUCACAGGCCUGGUGGCGUUGUACAUCAGAAACCUCCAUCCUAUGAAAUGCAAGAUCUACCACCGGUCCACUCAGCUCUUCAUGACAUGCAUCAGCUUCACCUACCUCAACAGUGCUUCAGACCCCUUUAUCUACUUUUACUCCAGCUCCAUGUUCCGUAACAUUCUCAGGAGCUCCAACUGCUUCAAAAAGCAUGUCAGCCGAGUCAUAAAUGCUGAGAAAUAAAGACAAUGAAACAGUAUCAAUUUUAAAUGGACAGACUGACAAAUGGAGAGUCCCUGAACUGUGGAAUAUUGGAUGCACUGAAAUAGGCUCAAACACUCUUUUGAGAACUAGAGCGGAAGACUCUAAUGGUGGUACUGAAAAUCAGUCCAGGGAAAUUUGUCCUUCAGUAAUUCAUAUGUUCACAUAUACAGUAUAACAAAGCAUGAACUAUUUUCUACAAGGCAUGAUGUAAACACACAUGCAAAAUAGCUGACAUUUUCAUGUACUUGUGACACUCUGGAUUUUUUAAAACUAAAGCAACACUGGAGAGAUUUUUAAGUGUAGUAAAAAUUAGGUUGUAUUCUUUCAGUUCUUCAGUUUCCUACUAUAUUUGAGAUAACUCAGUUAUUAUUUUGAAUAAAGUGUCUCCUAUUAAAGAUUUAGAACUAACUUCUCUAGCUGCUUAAAUGUUUGAAUUGUGUGUAUUGAUAUACAGUACAUAGCCUGAUUUUGUGCAACGAGAGAACACAGUGAUCAGCAGAGCUGUUGGAUGGAUUCAAUAGUAAUACUUUAAUACAAUGAUGAAAUGUAAGCGCAAUAAAAUCUUAUGUGGAUACA
Amphiprion ocellaris (clown anemonefish) is the source of this 1748-nucleotide messenger RNA. RefSeq names its product hydroxycarboxylic acid receptor 1-3 (gene hcar1-3). NCBI's taxonomy places the organism in Eukaryota, Metazoa, Chordata, Actinopteri, Pomacentridae. Gene Ontology annotation, molecular function: G protein-coupled receptor activity. The record is from RefSeq and is a predicted model, not a curated record. Gene Ontology annotation, cellular component: membrane. The transcript is spliced from 2 exons. The coding region runs from base 168 to 1151 and encodes 327 amino acids. Gene Ontology annotation, biological process: G protein-coupled receptor signaling pathway.